Molecule: messenger RNA, 1437 nt
Organism: Priceomyces carsonii
Lineage: Eukaryota; Fungi; Ascomycota; Pichiomycetes; Serinales; Debaryomycetaceae
Gene: SRP40
Product: Srp40p
Exons: 1
Coding region: 1-1437 (478 amino acids)
Source: RefSeq, a predicted model, not a curated record
AUGGCGUCGAAGGAAACAGUUUUGUCUUAUAUCGCGGAGUUUUUUUCGAGAGAAAAGGACCUUCAAAAGCUUUCAGCAGUGUUGAAGAAAGAGGCAAACUCGAAAGAUAUAAAACUAGGCAAAGUCAAAGGUAGGUUAGAAGACAUAAUACAAAGCGAGAAUGUUCAAAGAGCAUCAGAUGAUAAGGGUGGCAUAGCACUUACUGAGGUCUCGUUGAAGUCUCGAGCAGCAGAUGUAUCAGAUUCAAGCUUAGAUGGCAGCACAAGUCCAAAUUCUCUGGAUUAUAUGUCAGCAAAAUCCCGUUCCAAUUCCGCAUCAGCAGAAGAAUCAAGGAUUUCAGAAAAGUCGAGCUCUAGUUCAGACUCAGAGUCCAGUUCUAGUUCAGACUCAGAUUCUAGUUCUAGUUCUAGUUCAGACUCAGAGUCUGGUUCAAGUUCAGAUUCCAGCUCAGGUUCAGAUUCCAGCUCAGGUUCAGAUUCAGACUCAGACUCGGACUCAAAUUCAGAUUCAGACUCAAAAUCAAAGGUAGUUGAGGACAAAAGUUCAAGCUCCGACUCUGAUUCAUCUGAAUCAUCGGGAUCAGAUUCAGAUUCAGACUCAGACUCAGACUCAGACUCAGAUUCAGACUCAGAAUCAAAGGUAGUUGAGGACAAAAGUUCAAGUUCCGACUCCGAAUCAUCUGAAUCAUCGGGUUCAGAUUCAGAUUCAGGUAGUUCAAGUUCAAGUUCAAGUUCAAGCUCAAGUUCAGACUCAGACUCUAGUUCAAGUUCAGACUCAGACUCUAGUUCGAGCUCCAGUUCGGACUCCGAUUCAGAUUCAGAUUCAGAUUCAGAUUCAGACUCUGACUCUGAAAAGAAUGUACCUGUGGACACAACCCAAGCGGGUAGUUCGAGCUCCGACUCUGGUUCAGAUGAAUCAUCAGACUCGGAUUCAGAAUCAGCUUCGAAAUCUGAUUCAAGCUCCUCUGAUUCUAACUCAUCCGAAUCCAGUCUGUCAGAAUCAGAUUCUGAAAGUGAUUCAGACUCAGGAAACGCUACUUCUGAAUCUUCUGGUAGUGAAUCUGAAAACAAAUCGAAGAGAAAAUUAGAACAAAGUGAACUCCCGGUUAAAAAGCAGAAGAAGGAACCAUGUUCUUCUCAAACUGAAUCGUUUUCCUCAUCCUCAUCUCCGGUACCCACUCAACAAGAUACCGAACUUAAGCCAGGCGAAAGAAAACACUUUUCAAGAAUUGAUAAAUCUCUGAUUGUUUUCCACGAUGCUGAAUUGAAGGACAAUACUUAUAAGGGAGCUGCUGGCACUUGGGGAACCAUAGCUAACGAAAGACUACAACAAGUAAGAGGCAAAGAUUUCACCAAAAAUAAGAAUAAGAUGAAAAAGGGGUCGUACAAGGGUGGCUCAAUUACGUUAUCUUCUGGUUCUUACAAGUUUACUGACUAG